AUUCUGGUGGCAUUUACAGAAGGAAGGAGAUAGCAGACUGACAAGGCUCCUCCACAGUACUGAAUACCAUGGGCUGGCACGAUGGUUGCAUUCGUUGUAUGGUUGGAGUUCCAGUUGCUUCAGUCAUUGCUACUGUCCUUUGUUUCGUCGGGGUUGCCCUGUUCUGUGGAUGUGGUCAUGAAGCUCUCAGUGGAUCUGAAAAACUGAUUGAGACCUACUUCUCCAAGAACUACCAGGAAUAUGAAUAUCUAAUUCAUGUGGUCAAUGCCUUCCAGUAUGCAAUUUAUGGAAUUGCCAUCUUCUUUUUCUUGUUUGGAAUUCUACUCCUGGCUGAGGGAUUUUAUACCACUACUGCAAUCAAACACAUUCUGGGGGAGUUUAAGCCGCAAGCCAUAAAAGGGGGUCUUAUCUCUACUGUCACAGGUGGACCACCCAAAAGCAGAGGUCCGCGUUCAAGACAUCCAGUCCACACCUUAGAACUGCUUUGCCGUUGUCUAGGGAGGUGGCUGGGACAUCCUGACAAGUUUGUUGGCGUUACAUACACUGUCACCAUCUUGUGGAUUCUUAUCUUUGCUUGCUCGGCUGUUCCUGUCUACAUUUAUUUCAACACCUGGGUCACUUGCCAGUCUAUUGCAGUUCCAGCAAAAACCUCAGCUGGCAUUAGUAAUCUGUGUGCUGAUGCACGCAUGUAUGGAGUCCUACCAUGGAAUUCAUUCCCAGGGAAAGUGUGUGGAACCAGUUUGCUUGCAAUCUGCAAAACCAGUGAGUUUCAGAUGACAUUCCACCUUUUCAUUGCUGCCUUUGUGGGUGCAGGUGCAACUCUUGUGGCUCUGCUCACAUAUAUGAUAGGUGCAUCUUUCAACUAUGCUGUGCUUCGAGUUACUGGCCGAAGCGAUCGAAAGUUUUAGACUCCAAGAUGAGGACUGAGUAAAAAUGUCUUCAACAAUGUCCAUAACAUAUUUUUAUCCUCUUUAUUUUAAUGUUGGGGUUUUAAUAACGUAUCUGGUAGCUUCUGUAGCUGGUCUGCCCUUUGUACCCAAUUUUAUUUUGCACAUACCUUCCAGUAAAGGUGGCCAUAUAUUAUAAGGGCUGAUGUCAUGGCGUGACUGCCAACACAAAAGAUCUCUGUCAUAUCUGCUAAAUUUAUAAAAUAAUGCAUAUACUCACAUCUCGGAGAUUGCACACUGAUAGUCAUUUCUGAUUUGCAUGUUCUCAUUAGACAACAUAAUCAAAGCUUUUGGGCCGAUCUAUAAAAGAAGUUUGCAGUGGUCUAAAAUUAUCUGUUUACCCUUAUAAACUGUAGACUUUAACUCUGGAAAUGGUGUUAUUGUAUUUUUCAAUCCUAAGUACAGCUAGUAUGAAUCUAAAGCAAAAGAGGUACUCAGGUGGAAACCGCAAAAAUACAAAUCAAAGUAUGUAUCACAUAAGAAACCAAUAUAGCUAAUUUUCUUUGCUCUACAAUGACCAUAAUCUAUUUAUGUAAAAAUAGUUUAUAUUUACUAGUUGACUAACAAUGUAUCAGUUUACCAUUUUUACAACAUAUCACACCAAUUUACUGCAACAGUUUAUUAAAGGGUUAUUUCAUGCCUGGAAUAUAAAUCCCAACCCCCCUGAGACAGUUCUCACCAAGGAAACAAAGCAGCCUGCCAUUUAUUUCAUACUCUACCUCUCUGGACCCAUAUAUGCGCUUGUAGUAAAUGCUCGGUCUAAUAGCUACUAGAAUUCUAAAAGUAGGAACCGUGAAUAAGGCAUGCUAUUCAUCUACCCAAGUUUUAAUAUUUAUUUAAUUAUUCAUUUAUUUCAUUCAUUAUAAUAAAGCAUCAAUUACAUUUUGUUAAAUUUAGCCAUGCACGAGUGUGAGAGUAUGUCGCCGAAUGUGACAGUGAUCAAUUUGUUUGCCAGUCAGCCUGAAUCACCAGUACUUUGUACAAGAUAAGACUGUCUUUGUUUAACCUUGCCUAAAGGGGUUAUGCACCAAUUCACUGACCUAUCCUCAGGAUAGAACAUCAAUAUCCGAUUGACGGGUGUCUGACACCCGCCAUCCCCACUGAUCAGAUGGUUAAAGAAGAGAUGGCACUCCGUGCUAGUGUUGCCUCCUCUUCAUUACACUACGAGUCGUCUCCCUUGCAGAGGCGGCGUAUUGUAAUUACGUAUUACAAAUAAUCGUAUUACAAGUACUCGCUCCAUUCAAAUAAAUAGAAUGAGUACUACAGUGUAAUGGACAGGAAGUGGAGCUGGCAUGGAGUGCUGCCUCCUCUGCAAACAACUAACGGCGGGUAUGCCGGGUGUCGGACCCCACCGAUCAGAUAUUGAUGACCUAUCCUGAGGAUAGGUCAUCAAUAUUACUGACUGCACAACCCCUUUAACUCCUUUAGCACAUAAAAAAAAAUCCUGAAUUGUAUGAAUGAUGUUAAUGAAAUUGUAAUGAAAAUCUAAUAAUUUAUAGAAAUAUAUAUGUAAAAUUUUCAGAUCCUGAUAUUAGUUAUUAUAGAUGGAGACACUUUCCUAUGCACAGUUAUUAGUCAGCAUACUACAAGGAUACCACAACCAGCCUGAUACAACAGGAGUAUAGUUGGCUUUUAGCACAAUAGCACAUGGUAAUACAAUGCCGUAAAAAGGUCUCUAUACUUUAGUAAUAAAGCUUAUCAUAAAUCUAUAAAUAUAAUUAAAUAUUGGCUGUGUUCACACUGGUGCUGUUCUUCAUUCCAUUUGGGUUUUAACAUUUUGGAUGGGAAGAAUAAGUAAAUAUAAAGUGCAAUUGUUGAGAAAAAGACUUAACUCACCCAAUCAGAACUCGUUUUUUUUUUUUUUUUUUUUGUGGUAUGGGAUCCAUCAAGAUCUGUUUUCAAUACAUGGAUCCAUCAAAGCUGUCAGGAACAGAAGCCAUGUUAAGAAUGGAAGUCAAGUGAACAGUGUAUUUAUAUCAAGUGUAUUUAUUAUAAUACACUUGGAUCUACUUUUAAUAAUAAAUCCUCAUUGAUAUGUACAGUACAAGGAAAAUAAAAGUAUACAAGAACCUGUCCCUCUAAUAUUCUCUAUAUUUAUAUGUAAUUUCAUGUUUACAAUGUAGAAGCCAUUUACCGUAGUUAUUCACCGACGAGCUACACUUCACUUCCGCUAGCAGAACGCCAUUCUCCUAGAAAAGAUGAAUGAGAAAACGCACAAUUCUAGUUCACUAAAAGGGCUACCACUUCUACUAGUAUUCUUCCUCUAAUUAUAAAUUAGAAUUCAUGGCUUCAAUUAAUUCCUAUUUUAUAUAGCAUCUGAUGUAUUCCAAGAAAUGACAACUAUAAAUACAUGAACUAUACAUUAGGUUGUGUGUUGGAAAAAGUUCUCCACUGAGACAGAAUUUACAUUAAUUGUCUACACGGGACCUUGUGAGAAUUUUACAUAUAUAAUUUCUAAUGUAGAAAAAAAUAAAAUUCCUUUUCUUGACAGCAAGUUUGUCAAUAUAAUCAUAACUUGUAAUUCUGUAUGGCGUCUAUUUAUAACUGUAAAGUUAAGUGGGACAUAGGGCAGACGCAUUUAUAGUACUUUUAGUGCAGUCUAGAUAUCUGGUAUGAGGGUUUACAGAUUUGGGCUAGGAAUCUGAUUACAGAUGAGCCAUGAAUCCCCUCACAUCUAUCCUCUUCCACUAAUGUUGCUCAAAUAUACAGCAUAGGAGCCUACAGUAGGGUCGUUUAGUUACAGAAGACAAUUGUGGAACCUGUAAGGAAUACAGACGUGGACAAAAUUGUUGGUACCCU
Molecule: messenger RNA, 3746 nt
Organism: Bufo gargarizans (Asiatic toad)
Lineage: Eukaryota; Metazoa; Chordata; Amphibia; Anura; Bufonidae
Gene: PLP1
Product: proteolipid protein 1
Exons: 7
Coding region: 69-908 (279 amino acids)
Biological process (GO): central nervous system myelination; axon development
Cellular component (GO): plasma membrane; myelin sheath
Molecular function (GO): structural constituent of myelin sheath
Source: RefSeq, a predicted model, not a curated record